Molecule: messenger RNA, 847 nt
Organism: Ichthyophthirius multifiliis
Lineage: Eukaryota; Ciliophora; Oligohymenophorea; Hymenostomatida
Exons: 1
Source: RefSeq, a predicted model, not a curated record
CUUAACACUCUUAUAUUUUUAAUUUAAAUAAUUUAAAACUUAAUUCUAAUUAAUAUUAUCACCAAUAAAUACAAACUAUAAAACAUUAUCGCAUUUAACUCCUUUGUAACUUAUUUAAUUGCUUAUUUUUUUAAAUUCACCUUUUAAUUAUAAUUCCUAUUUUAAAUACCUUUAAAAAUCUUCAAAAUCAAUCAAUUUAAUACUUCCAAACUAUCCAAAAAUACACUAUUCAGAUAAUAAAACGACUCCUUUAUUUAAAUCCUUCAUUUUUACCACAAAUCUUCCCAUUUAUGAAAUAUAAAAAGUCGCCUAAUUUUCACCACUACACUUCCCUAAAGCAAAAUCCCAAUUUUUUUACUCCAAAAAUCUUUCCAUUUUCAAUUCUAAAAUUUCCACUUUUUAACCCUCCACGAUUUUUUUAAACUAUUUAUAAUCUUUAAAAAUACCCUAAGCAGUUUUGACCACUUCAUCCCUUUAAACACCCCACAUUUUCUACAAACUGUUCAAAAUAGCCUCAUCUUCCUCAUUUUAUUACCUACAUCUAUCCCCGGCCACAUAAUAAAGUCUCACAACCCCAUCAGAAAUUCUAUUACUCUUUAGAAUCUUUAUUUUCUAAACUUCUCCUGUGAAAUCGCAGUGAGUACCGCAACAUGCCUCCACAUCCACCCCUUCAAUAUUCACUAUUCUUAGCUUAUUUCCAGGCACAAUCCCUCCUUAAUAAAGUCUGAACCCAUAAAGAGAUUCAGCUUCUCUUUUAGACAUUAUUUAUUUUUAAAUUUUCACAUUUUUCUAAAUAAUACUGUUUGCCUCAAUCUCGAUUUCCUUCAAUUCUUCAUUAGAUAAACCU